AUGCUGUCUCGACAGGCAAUCCGCUCAAUUCGGGCUGCAGCUCCCCAGCGGACGUUUGCCCGGACCUAUGCCGCUGCCGCUGCCACCCAGGACGUGAAGCCCCCCGUCGCUGUCUACGGCCUUGACGGCACCUACGCCACUGCUCUGUACACGGCAGCCGUGAAGACCUCAUCCCUCGACCCGACCGCGAAGGCCCUGAGCUCCCUCGGCGAGCUCUGCCACAGAGACGCCAAGCUGAACUCCAUCCUGAACACACCGACGCUGACCGACGGCGACAAGAGCGCCAUCAUCGCCGAGCUGCAGAAGUCGAUGGGCGCCUCCGGCUCCAACGAGACCAUCAAGAACUUCCUCGACACGCUGGCCGAGAACAACCGCCUGGGGCUCCUGAACAACGUCUGCGAAAAGUUUGGCGAGCUCAUGAGCGCCUCCCGCGGCGAGCUCGAGAUGGUCGUUACUAGCGCCCAGCAAUUGGACAACAAGACGCUCUCGCGUCUCGAAUCCGCCGUCUCCAAGUCUCCGAUGGUCGGCCAGGGCAAGAAGCUGAAGGUGACGAACACGGUCAACCCAGACAUCGUCGGUGGCCUGGUUGUCGAGAUUGGCGACCGAACUAUCGACCUCUCCGUGUCCUCCAAGAUCGCCAAGAUGAACAAGCUCCUCAACGACACCCUGUAA
Molecule: messenger RNA, 672 nt
Organism: Anthostomella pinea
Lineage: Eukaryota; Fungi; Ascomycota; Sordariomycetes; Xylariales; Xylariaceae
Source: the annotation of a GenBank genome assembly